This is a messenger RNA of Fomitopsis serialis, 489 nucleotides long. RefSeq names its product PIG-P-domain-containing protein. The transcript has 3 exons. The record is from RefSeq and is a predicted model, not a curated record. NCBI's taxonomy places the organism in Eukaryota, Fungi, Basidiomycota, Agaricomycetes, Polyporales, Fomitopsidaceae. Gene Ontology annotation, biological process: GPI anchor biosynthetic process. Gene Ontology annotation, molecular function: phosphatidylinositol N-acetylglucosaminyltransferase activity. The coding region runs from base 1 to 489 and encodes 162 amino acids.
AUGGUCGAGAAGGACCCGACCUCCCCUGUAUCGCCUCUCGCACCGUUUCCCCCAUUGCCGCCGACGGAGUCCCGCAGUCGCGCACCAGAAUUUUACGGUUUCGUGGCCUGGACAUCCACGUACCUGUUGUUCUGUGUCUACCUCCUAUGGGCUCUUCUUCCGGACACAUACCUCAUCAGUCUCGGAAUUUCUUGGUACCCAAAUCGGGAAUGGGCUAUUCUCCUUCCGGCAUACUCAAUCGUCCUAGCGUUGUUGACGUAUUUCACCUACUUCGCACUGGCGCUGUCCGGCACGCCACCUUUCUCUGAUAUCAGUACGAUAACAGAUUCAAGAGCGCAUCUGCCGCCUGAUGGCGAGGAGAACCCGUAUUUUGCUCAUGCAAGGCCUAACGCUAUCCCGGAGAUGUACGAUAUACCCAUAGGGAUGGUUAACCGUGUCGUAUACGGUAGCCGCAGAAAUCGCACUGAACAAGAGAGAGCGCACUUAUAG